Molecule: messenger RNA, 1434 nt
Organism: Impatiens glandulifera
Lineage: Eukaryota; Viridiplantae; Streptophyta; Magnoliopsida; Ericales; Balsaminaceae
Product: dual-specificity RNA methyltransferase RlmN
Exons: 8
Coding region: 138-1250 (370 amino acids)
Biological process (GO): tRNA methylation; rRNA base methylation
Molecular function (GO): RNA methyltransferase activity; iron-sulfur cluster binding
Source: RefSeq, a predicted model, not a curated record
GUUACGACUCAGUAUCGAAUUUAAGAACCAAAUAGCCCGCCGCCGCUGCCUCUUUCGCCCAAAUCCCUUCCGGCGACCGGUGAAUUCAAUCGAUUAAUUAAGCAGAGAUUCGAUCGAGCAUUUGAAAUCAGAACACUAUGUUUCGAUCCAUCUUUGAUGCUUCUUUUCUUAGGGCAGAAUUUGAUGCCGCCGGUAUAAAUUCACAGUUCAUUCCUCUCAUCUGGAAGCACGUGAUUAGGAACCCUAAUUGUGAAUGGACAGAAAUCCCUUCUCUGCCUACGGCGGCUUACUCGCUGCUCCAGUCCAAGUUCAAGACCACCACCUCGGUUGUGCAUUCUGUUCUGGAUUCAAAUGACGAGGUUACAACCAAACUUCUCAUUAAACUACAGAAUGGAGCAUUUAUUGAAGCUGUGAUAAUGAGAUAUGACUCCCGCUUGGGAAAAUAUGGUGGACAGUCUCGCCCUGGUGGAUUAAGGUCAACAUUGUGCAUAUCUUCUCAGGUUGGUUGCAAGAUGGGUUGCAGAUUUUGUGCAACUGGCAGCAUGGGGUUCAAAAACAACCUAUCUUCGGGAGAAAUUAUUGAGCAAUUGGUGCAUGCCUUGCAAAUCUCCCAGAUAAGGAAUAUUGUAUUUAUGGGAAUGGGAGAACCUUUAAAUAACUACACUUCUUUGGUAGAAUCAAUACGUGUCAUGACUGCAUUUCCAUUUCAAUUGUCACCAAGGAAAAUUACUGUCUCAACGGUUGGUAUAGUCCACGCCAUCAAGAAACUUCAUUAUGAUUUACCUAACUUGAACCUAGCAGUGUCUCUGCAUGCACCCGUUCAAGAGGUUCGAUGUCAGAUAAUGCCUGCAGCCCGGGCUUUUCCUUUGGAAAAACUCAUGGGUAGCCUACAGGAAUAUCAGCAGAACAGUCAGCAGAAAAUAUUGAUCGAGUAUAUUAUGCUUGAUGGGGUGAAUGAUGAAGAACAGCAUGCUCACCUGCUCGCUAAAUUGUUAAACACAUUUGAAGUGGUUGUGAACCUCAUACCUUUCAAUCCCAUAGGUUCACUUAGUCAGUUCAAAACCAGCAAAGAGCAGAGUGUUUUGGAAUUCCAGAAAAUACUGAGAGGCACAUAUAACAUCCGAACAACCAUCCGCAGGGAAAUGGGCCAAGACAUAAGUGGUGCAUGCGGUCAACUUGUGGUUAACCUUUCCGAUAAGAAGUUAACAAGUACUGGUCUCAUCACUGAUAUUGAAGACCUUCGUCCAUGAUAUAGUAAGUUUAUUUAGUCGUUCAAAUUCGUGCACGGUUGAAUUUAGAGCGACCUAACAAUUUCUCAAAAGAUGGAGUAAUAUUUUUGCAUAUCUUCUGUUAACUCAUCAUCAUCAUGUCAACUUGCUAUCUUGAUUGAUCCUGGCCUUUUUGGCCUUUAUAUUAAAGAUUUAAAUUCUGAAA